Molecule: messenger RNA, 690 nt
Organism: Haemorhous mexicanus (house finch)
Lineage: Eukaryota; Metazoa; Chordata; Aves; Passeriformes; Fringillidae
Gene: PRL
Product: prolactin
Exons: 5
Coding region: 1-690 (229 amino acids)
Biological process (GO): positive regulation of receptor signaling pathway via JAK-STAT; response to nutrient levels; positive regulation of cell population proliferation
Cellular component (GO): extracellular region
Molecular function (GO): hormone activity
Source: RefSeq, a predicted model, not a curated record
AUGAGCACCAGGGGCGCUUCACUGAAAGGUUUGUUGUUGGCUGCCCUUCUGGUGUCCCACAUGCUUCUGACAAAGGAAGGAGUGACCUCUAUGCCAAUCUGCCCAAAUGGAUCUGUCAAUUGCCAGCUUUCCCUUGAGGAGCUUUUUGACCGAGCAGUUAAACUUUCACACUACAUUCACUUCCUCUCUUCGGAAAUGUUCAAUGAAUUUGAUGAACGCUACGCCCAGGGCCGGGGUUUCAUUGCAAAAGCUGUCAACAGCUGCCACACUGCGUCCUUAACCACUCCUGAAGAUAAGGAGCAGGCUCAGCAGAUUCAUCAUGAAGACCUACUGAAUUUAAUACUGGGAGUUCUGCGUUCCUGGAAUGAUCCUCUGAUCCACCUGGCCUCUGAAGUACAAAGAAUCAAAGAAGCUCCAGAAACCAUUCUCUGGAAGGCUGUGGAGAUUGAAGAACAAAACAAGCGGCUUCUAGAAGGAAUGGAGAAAAUAGUUGGGCGGGUUCACUCUGGGGAGGUCGAAAAUGAAAUUUACACUCCGUGGGACGGACUUCCAUCCCUGCAGCUUGCUGAUGAAGACUCCAGACUCUUUGCCUUUUACAACCUGCUUCACUGCCUCCGCCGAGAUUCUCACAAAAUUGACAACUAUCUCAAGGUUUUGAAGUGCCGCCUAAUACACGACAACAAUUGUUGA